Molecule: messenger RNA, 1308 nt
Organism: Sporisorium graminicola
Lineage: Eukaryota; Fungi; Basidiomycota; Ustilaginomycetes; Ustilaginales; Ustilaginaceae
Exons: 2
Coding region: 1-1308 (435 amino acids)
Biological process (GO): mitotic spindle assembly checkpoint signaling
Cellular component (GO): mitotic checkpoint complex; kinetochore; bub1-bub3 complex
Molecular function (GO): ubiquitin binding
Source: RefSeq, a predicted model, not a curated record
AUGUCGCGGCCGACAUCAUCUCGAUCUUCCCCAGCAGCUUCCACAACUUCGGCAGCGGACAUGCACUUCCCGGACCCACCACGGGCAACAGUCUCCGCAGUCGUGUUCUCGCCCACCCCUACCUCGGCCACCUCCACCACCACUGAUGUCCUCGCCUCCAGCUGGGAUCACCACGUUCAUCACUACCGCAUUGAUCAUGCUUCAGUCGCUUCCACAUCGUCUGCCGAGUCUAAAGCAAUCCGCAAAGUCCAAACGUUCGCCCACGAGGCGCCCGUACUGGACGUAUGCUUCAUGACCGACACUCUGGCUGCGUCCGCUAGCGUAGAUCGACGCAUUCGGCUGCUCGAUCUGGCAACGGGCAAGACGCUGAUUCUGGGCAAACACGACGACUCGGUGCUCAAGUUGCGGUGGUGCCCCUUUACUCAAAUGCUGAUCUCGGGCGGCGCGGACCGCAGCGUGUGCUUUUGGGACGUGGCUCUGCACAACAAAGGCAACAAUAGCAGCGCAGCGGGGCUGUUGAAGCGCCUCGACAUGCCGGAUAAGGUCAUCUGCUUGGACGUCUCCCCGCCCUUUCCCGCCGCUGGAACAGAAUCGAUCUACUCAGCAUCGACACCAGGAAAGCCGCAUGCACGGGACAGCACCCCGCGACUCGUCGUAGGCAUGGCUGGCCGACACGUGUACGUCUACGAUCUGGUCCCGCUGCGCUCUGCGAUCGAUCGCGAGAGAGCAGGGCAGCACGUUGCAGCGCGCGAUUGGGAGCCGGAUCAGAGAAGGGAGUCGUCGCUCAAGUUCAUGGCAAGGGACGUGAGGUGUAUGCCCGCGGGCGACGGCUAUGCGACAUCGAGCAUCGAGGGCAGGAUCGCGGUCGAGUUCUUUGAUCCGAGUUCCAAGGUUCAGGCGCUAAAGUAUGCGUUCAAGUGUCAUCGGCAGACGGUUACGGAUGAUAUGCAAGCUGACGAGGAGAUGGACAAGCCGUACGACGUGGUCUAUCCGGUUCAUGCAGUUGCUUUUCACCCCAAACACGGGACAUUCGCCAGUCUCGGCGGCGACGCAGUGGUCAGCGUCUGGGAUGCUGCCGCCAAGAAACGCAUUCGCCAGUAUCCCAAAUUCGACGCACCCAUCACAGCAGGUAGCUUCGAUGCCUCAGGAACGCUGCUCUGCAUCGCCACGGGCAGCGACAGCACAGAGCCAACAACGGAUGCGAAAACGAGCUUGAUAUUGAAACACAACGCUUGGGAAGAGUGUAAGCCCAAACUCAAGAGCAGCAGCACCAGCACCAGCUCCAAGUCAAGCUCGAGUAGAAAGUAG